GUUUUCUAUGCAUCUUAAUUCUAACCUCUACCUCAUUCGUAGUUCGGUCAACAUUCCCACGUUCUGUUAUUUACUUCUAUAUAAAAGAAUAUAUCCUAAAUCCGUUGAAAAUGUAUUUGAUGUACUACUUAGACAGCAAUGGCAAAAGGAUAUAUACAUUGGAGAAAACAUCACCAGUUGACGGAAAACCAACUUUCUCAGCUCAUCCUGCAAGAUUCUCACCAGAAGAUAAGUACUCCAAACAGAGAGUCAUCAUAAAAACAAGGUUUGGUUUAUUGAAGACACAACAACCAGCUCCAGUGUAUUAGCUUGUAAUAUGAAAAAAAUGUAUAUAAAAAGUUGAUUGAUUUGA
Messenger RNA from Harmonia axyridis, 352 nucleotides. RefSeq names its product H/ACA ribonucleoprotein complex subunit 3. The transcript is spliced from 3 exons. Bases 111 to 308 code for a protein of 65 amino acids. Gene Ontology annotation, cellular component: box H/ACA telomerase RNP complex; box H/ACA snoRNP complex. NCBI's taxonomy places the organism in Eukaryota, Metazoa, Arthropoda, Insecta, Coleoptera, Coccinellidae. The record is from RefSeq and is a predicted model, not a curated record. Gene Ontology annotation, molecular function: box H/ACA snoRNA binding; telomerase RNA binding. Gene Ontology annotation, biological process: snRNA pseudouridine synthesis; rRNA pseudouridine synthesis; ribosome biogenesis.